AUGUCCAGUUUGAAGUCCAAUACCACCAAAAGAUUACCACUUGUCAAACAAUUGCGUUUAUUCGUAGAUAAAAGCGGUAUUAUUCGUUGUGAAGGACGUAUACAUAACGCGCCAUUAUCCGACGUCACCAAAUUCCCCUAUUUGUUACCGAAGAGACAUCCACUUACACGCCUGAUUGUACUAGACACACAUGAGAACCAGUUACAUGCAGGAACGAACGCUACUGCUACCCAGUUAAGGCAGAAGUACUGGAUCCCAGCUACCAGGCAGUGCGUAAAAUCUAUCCUCAGGAAAUGUACAAUAUGCAGACGAGUACAAGGAAAGCCGUAUAGAGCGCCAGAUCCACCACCAUUACCAAAGUAA
Molecule: messenger RNA, 363 nt
Organism: Mercenaria mercenaria
Lineage: Eukaryota; Metazoa; Mollusca; Bivalvia; Venerida; Veneridae
Exons: 1
Coding region: 1-363 (120 amino acids)
Source: RefSeq, a predicted model, not a curated record